This is a messenger RNA of Oncorhynchus keta (chum salmon), 2873 nucleotides long. RefSeq names its product NACHT, LRR and PYD domains-containing protein 3-like. Lineage: Eukaryota; Metazoa; Chordata; Actinopteri; Salmoniformes; Salmonidae. The transcript is spliced from 11 exons. Gene Ontology annotation, molecular function: protein binding. Bases 13 to 2754 code for a protein of 913 amino acids. The record is from RefSeq and is a predicted model, not a curated record.
AGGGAGUGAAAAAUGUCCCUUAAAAGGAGUUUUCCUACAGAACAGGACACUGACAGGGAACAUGAGAGGAUCAAGACAGACAGACCAGUCUCACCUGCACCUAGUGGUGUCUCCAUGAAGAGUGACCAGUCAAUGGGACUUCCUAUUCUCUUUAGGAAAGCAGAACUUUCCACUGAGCAAAGGAUCAAGACAGACAGACCAGUCUCACCUGCACCAAGCUGUGUCUCCAUGAAGAGUGACCUGUCGAUGGGACUUCCUAUUUUCUUCAGGGAUGGAUCCACUGAGCAAAGCAGUAUCUCUGAGGAGAAUGACCAGUCAAUGGAUCACCAACCCAGAGUCCCUACUGAUGAGAAAGUGUACCCAACAGAAGUCCAGGAGAAAAUGAAACCCUACUUGAAGAAUAGGAUAUAUUCUUUAUUUGAGGGCAUUGAUGAUCAAGGAAAAACGACACCUCUUAACGACAUCUACACAGAGCUCUACAUCACACAAGAUGGAAGUGGAGAGGUCAAUAAUCAGAAUGAGGUGAGACAGAUUGAGACAGCAUGCAGUUGUCAAGUAGAACACGAGACAUCAAUCCAACUCAAUGACAUCUUCAAACGCUUACCUGGACAAGACAAGCUUAUCAGAACAGUGCUGACAAGGGGAAUUGCUGGCAUUGGAAAAACAGUGUCUGUGCUGAAGUUCAUGUUGGACUGGGCUGAAGAGAAAGCAAAUCAAGACAUCCAGAUCAUCUUUCCACUUCCUUUUCGGGAUCUGAACUUGAUGAGAGAUAAAAAUCAAAGUCUGAUAGAACUACUUCAUCACUCCUUUAUAGAAACAAAACAAUCAGAAAUCUCAGAAAACAAAAAUAUUGUGUUUGUUUUUGAUGGUCUGGAUGAAUGUCGCCUUCCUCUAGACUUCCAGAAUAAUAAGAUCUGCUGUGAUGUCACAGAGUCAACUUCAGUGGAUGUUCUUCUGACAAACCUCAUCAAAGGGAAUCUGCUUCCCUCUGCUCACAUUUGGAUAACAUCCCGACCUGCAGCAGCCAAUCAGAUCCCUCCUGAGUGUGUUGACCAGGUGACAGAGGUACGAGGAUUCAAUGACCCACAGAAGGAGGAGUACUUCAGGAAGAGAAUUGGUGAGGAAGACCUGGCCAGCAGAAUCAUCUCACACAUAAAGACAUCAAGGAGCCUCCACAUCAUGUGCCACAUUCCAGUGUUCUGUUGGAUUUCAGCCACUGUCCUAGAGAGACUAUUGGUUGAAGCAGAGAGUCGAGAGAUCCCCAAGAAUCUAACUCAAAUGUACGCUCACCUCAUGAUCUUCCUGUCAAAACUGAGGACUCAGAAAUAUCCUGUAGAGCAUGCCAACGAUUCUCACUGGGAUAAAGAGAUGAUUCACGCACUGGGAAAAUUGGCUUUUCAACAGCUAGAAAAAGGCCAUCUGAUAUUCUAUGAGGAAGACCUGAGAGAGUGUGGCAUUGACAUCAAGGAUGCGUCUGUGUACUCUGGAGUGUGCACUCAGAUCUUCAGAGAAGAGUCUGGGCUUAACCAGAUGAAGGUGUACUGCUUUGUACAUCUGAGUAUCCAGGAGUUUCUGGCUGCACUAUAUGUGUUCCUCAUGUUCACUAACGACAACAACAAUCUGAUGGCUAAAGAGAAAUCCCUCCGCAACAAAAACAGUCUAUAUGAAGAUGCCGUGGACAAGGCCUUGCAGUUUGAAAAUGGCCAUCUGGACCUUUUCCUCCGCUUCCUUCUUGGCCUUUCACAUGAGUCCAAUCAGCAUCUCCUACAAGGCCUACUGACACCAACAGGAAGCAGCUCACAGAACAACAAGGAAACAGUCAAGUACAUCAAGGAGAAGAUCAGGAAGAACCUCCCCCUGGAGAGGUGUAUCAAUCUGUUCCACUGUCUGAAUGAACUGAAUGAUCAUUCUCUAGAGGAGGAAAUCCAAAGCUACCUGAGAUCAGGAAGUCUCUCAAAAUCUAAACUCUCACCUGGACAGUGGUCAGCUCUGGUCUUCAUGUUGCUGACCUCCGAGAAGCUGGAUGUGUUUGACCUGAAGAAAUACAUCAGAUCAGAUGCGGCUCUUCUCAAACUUCUCCCAGUUGUCAGAUCCUCUAGAACAGCCCUGCUGAACGAAUGUAAACUCACCAAGAAAAGCUUUGAGGCACUGGCUUCUGUUCUCAAAUCAAACUCAUGCUGUCUGAGAGUGCUGGACAUGAGUGGCAAUAAACUCCAGGAUUCAGGAGUGAAGCUGCUCUCUGCUGGACUGGAGGAUCCACACUGUAAACUGGAGACAUUGAAGCUGUCAGGCUGCAGCAUCACAGAGGAAGGCUGUGCUUCUCUUGCUUCAGCUCUGAGGUCAAACCCCUCCCACCUGAAGGAGCUGGACCUGAGUGGAAAUACUCCAGGAGUCUCUGGAGUAAAGCUGCUCUCUUCUGUACAAGAGGAUCCCCUCUAUACACUGGAGACACUGCGGUUAAAUAGUUUGAGAGAGCUUGACCUGGGAGGAAAGAAACUCCAGGAUUCAGGAGUGAGAUUCAUCUGUGCUGGACUUGAGAAUCCACAGUGUAAAUUGGAGACACUGAGGCUGUCAGGCUGCAGCAUCACAGAGGAAGGCUGUGCUUCUCUUGCUUCAGCUCUGAGGUCAAACCCCUCCCACCUGAAGGAGCUGGACCUGAGUGGAAAUACUCCAGGAGCCUCUGGAGUAAAGCUGCUCUCUUCUGUACAAGAGGAUCCCCUCUAUACACUGGAGACACUGCGGUUAAAUGAUUGACAGCUCACAGAUUCAGUGAAGGAAUGGCCUCAACUCAAAAUCCUUGGUUGUGGUAGUGCCCCGCAGUUAAAUGUUUUUCCAACAGUUACUAAAUGAAUUUCAAAGUGCAUGAAUGUAAA